AGAUCAGCCGCAGCACAACCCGCCAGCCAACUCUCAAAGGCGCUUAUUAUACGCAAACACAGAAUUCGGCAACAAAGACGACAAGAGUUGCAGAACGCUGUUGUUGAACUCUGACCUGGACGUCCUUUUUGGUGACGGUUAAUUGAAGAUGCAGGCAGGAGGUCAGUCCAACUCGACGUGGGGACAGGCUCGGGUGCGAAAUCGGUACAAGUGCAACUUGGCUCGUCGGAUUGAGCUGAUUGAAAAUCGUGACCUGUACACGAGCCCCAUUUCCACCUACGCCACCGCCCCCAAUGCCAACCUCUCCGUCACAGACUUUGAGAGAUAUGCCCUCGCCAGGCUCAAAGUUCUCCGAAUUAUUGAGCGACAAAACCUCCUGUCUCCAGACAAGUUCAGUGUGGAAUGGAGAAACAAGAUUGAAGCUGAGAUAAGGAGACAAGAUAUUGCAGAAUUCAUAAUUGUGCUGUUUUCUUCCGUUGGCACUGAAGGAGUUUCAGAGACUGAGAUGAUCAGGGCUAGAGAGUUUGACCACAUUUCGCAUUUUCUUCUACGUUUGGCAUUUGCGGGGACGGAGGAGCACAGAAAGUGGUUCAUCUCACUAGAAAUGGACUUAUUUACUAUGAGACUAAGAGGACUUGUUGGUGCUGCAAGCCUGCGCAACUUUCUUUUAGCAGAAGAAUUUCCUGGGAAAUUGGUCGAGAAGGAUGAAAAGGAAAAAUAUAGAACAGAAAUAUGCAAUAGUGUGCUCCUUGGAGGCGGACUCACUAUUCAACAGCACAACAAGUUGGAAACAGAUAUUUACAAAGUUUCCUUUGAAUACGCACUUGAUCUUGUUCGACUCAGAAAAGUAUUCCUUCGUAAUGGGGAAGCCUAUGUUCACCAUAAUGAACUUGUCUCCAUCAUUUGCACUGCGUUUCGAAGUCACUUGUCUGAAGGAUUAUCGAUGGUGAAGAAAAACAUGCACAUUGUGGAACAGGAUGAAAGAAUUAUGCAAGUCGUCGCAGACUUUGACCGGCGACACACGGGCAACAAUUACGGCAAUAAAAAAGAAAACGUCUCUGGAGUUAGUGCAGAUGAGCUCCCAACUCUCUCUCAAAAGUCGUUCCCACUUUGUAUGAGGUCACUCUACGACGUCGUGGUGAAAGAACAUCAUCUUAAACACUUUGGUCGACUGCAGCUUGGUCUCUUCCUUAAAGCUAUUGGCGUCCCCAUUGACGAAGCGGUCAAGUUUUGGCGAGGUCAUUUCACUAAGAAACCAGAAAUUGAUGGUACAAGGUUUGACAAGCAGUAUUUGUAUAACAUUCGUCACAUGUAUGGCCAAGAAGGGAGGAGGGCAGACUACACGCCAUACAGUUGUAUGAAAGUGAUCAUGUCCAACGUGGGGCCGGGUGACCAUCAUGGCUGUCCAUUUAAACAUUCUGACCAACAAAAUCUAAGAGCUAAGCUGGUGGAGGCACAAGUUCCCUCAAAUGGAAUGAAAGAGAUUAUGGACCUUGUUGAGAAGCAUCACUUUCAGAUCGCCUGUCAGAAGUAUUUUGAAUGGACUCACGGUAGCAUGACUGUUGAGGGUGGGGUGAACCAUCCCAACCAAUAUUUUGAAGAGAGCAGAGAUGUUCUUAGUGGGAAAAAGACGAUUAAAACUGAAGACGUCAUAAAGACAAAACGUGUGGUGGUGAUGCCGGAUGGGAGUCAGCGUACUCAGACACUGUUAACUUCCGAGAUGGAAACCCAACCGCUAUCAUCAACAAAUCCUGAGACUGACGGUGAUCCACUGGAUACUCCGAUGGAGGAGGAUAGCGCCAUUGUGGAUUUUCUUGCUUCACAGGGAUAUUAGGUUACGACGAUACAUACAGCAAGAAUACGUAUACAUUAGUAAUGUUCGUUAAUUGUUUUCCAGUGAAACUUGUACAAUUCUGUAAAAAUGAAUUUAAUGAUAAUUUUCCAAAAGAUUUACUUCUCGUUUA
Molecule: messenger RNA, 1964 nt
Organism: Folsomia candida
Lineage: Eukaryota; Metazoa; Arthropoda; Collembola; Entomobryomorpha; Isotomidae
Gene: Prim2
Product: DNA primase large subunit
Exons: 10
Coding region: 149-1834 (561 amino acids)
Biological process (GO): DNA replication, synthesis of primer
Cellular component (GO): alpha DNA polymerase:primase complex
Source: RefSeq, a predicted model, not a curated record